CUUUGUUCUAGUACCAUACAAAGCCAGGCAAGAUGCAUAAAGUGGGUGGCAUCGUGGAUGCUCUAUAAAAUCCGCCUGCCGGUGUGCCCUUUGACCUGACCUGACCAACACGUUCCCAGCGCCACUGACCAAUGACAUCCACCGUCGCGUCUUUCUCUCUCUCCACUGAGGUGGAAGACUGGCUGAGCCCACCGGCCACCGCAUCCUCGAAGGAGGAGAGACUCUGCGCGUCCGUCCGCGUGUGGGAAGCCGUCGAGUCCGAGCUGAGCGACGCCUCAGAUCUCACUCUCGCCGGAUGCUGGGACACCCUCCGAGUCUCCCUGUGCACCGAAUUUCCUCUUUGCUUUCUAAGCAGCAUGCUGACCGGACGCAUUUCGCUCCAGGGACGCGAUCUCCGACCGUGUCUCGCACGCAGAACACCGUGCCAACGCCCAGCGCACCAGCUGCAGCCCCCCGGCGCCGAGAAGAACUUGGCAGACCCGGACUCCGCGCAGAUCGAAGCCGACCGGGCGAGCGCCACCGAGAUCGUCGCCUACGCGCGCAGCGAGCUGGAGCUGAUCAGCGCGGUCCGCGUCGCGGAGGCGUCGUGGCCGACUUGCCCGGAGAUGGCCGCGAUAUUCGAGCCUGAAGACGAGGAGUUGAUGCGCCGCAUUCUUGCCCGAGCGUCGGCGCUCCUCGAGCGCAUCAACGUUCUCCACGGAAGCGGACUCGCUGUGGCUGAAGAGAAACCAGUCAAGUCCAAUUCGGCUUAGCCGGUGCGACACGGUAUCAUGCCGGAUCUCAUAUUCUGUAUCUUGAGUAAAGCGCGUGUGAAAAUUACAAGUCUUUUGCAACGCCCGAGGCAGGCAGUGAUGAAAUACGAAUCAAGAAUUGGAUUGCUGCUGGCUUAAAAACCACG
This is a messenger RNA of Mycena citricolor, 898 nucleotides long. Lineage: Eukaryota; Fungi; Basidiomycota; Agaricomycetes; Agaricales; Mycenaceae. The record is from the annotation of a GenBank genome assembly.